This is a messenger RNA of Eriocheir sinensis (Chinese mitten crab), 4088 nucleotides long. RefSeq lists its product as uncharacterized. The record is from RefSeq and is a predicted model, not a curated record. The transcript is spliced from 5 exons. Lineage: Eukaryota; Metazoa; Arthropoda; Malacostraca; Decapoda; Varunidae. Bases 2799 to 4088 code for a protein of 429 amino acids.
UUAUGUUAUCUUUUUUUUAUAUAUACUAUCAUUGUAUGCGUAUAUAGGUAUACUUGUUGUGAUUAUUUAUAGGGUGUGUGUGUCAUGGUAUGUACAUAUGGUGGUGUAUCGGUGAUAUAAAUCAUACGUUAAAGAGCAGUGAUUCCAAACCUUGGUGGAACCCCUCCCAUGAAUUUUCAUUUUCCAAGGCACCCUUGUUAAUAGUGUUCUAAUGCAAGAUAUGAUCGUCUGUUUUUUUUAAAGUUAUUAAGCAAUGUAUACUGAGUUUGGAAUUCAAGAUUGCAUCAAAUGAGCUAAUAUGAUAGACUUGGUGAAAAGUCAUACUGUAAUAGCACAGGAUUAUUUUACGAUUUUUUGGAGAACCCUUGGUGAUGGUCGCCGGAAGCCCCCAGGGUUCUACGAGCUCCUAGUUGGUGAUCUAAGUUAUAGAGUGUUAAUUGUCUGUGUUUUUAUUAUUAAACUGUUUUUUUUGUGGCUGCACUGUGUAGCUGCUUGGUGCUGUGACGGCCAGGAUAACAGUACCUGGGUUUGCACCAAACGAGAGGGAAGGCUCGCUAUGAGGCUCUGCUCAUAGGGGUCGUGCAAGCAACGUCGUGGUUAACUGCAUGGUGUGGUGUAGUCAACUGACAUGUGUCAAACGCAUAAGCCGGAGUAGUUAUGCAAAGCGUAAGUGGUAGUUCCCAUUUUGUUUUGCUUAAUAUAUUAUCAUCUACUUACUUUGUUUUUGCUUGUUAGUUAUUGUUUGACGGCAACAUUAUUGACACAUACGUGGAGCACUUCAAAUCAAGGUAUAUCCACAACUUUCUAUGUACGUACUACCCUAACACCAUUCGAUGAACUUUUCAGAGAACAUGUGUAUGAUUUCUUUGGAAAUCUAAAAACACGGUUUAUGACGAUGGAUGAGGGCGAUGUAAUAUCAGGAGGUGAUGAUUUGUCUGGUGAUCUCAGCACAGACAAGAUUGCAUCAAAUAGUCAAGACCAUCCAGCAAUCCAGUCACUGUCGUCAGGUCAGGAAAGCAAUGAAUUAUCAGACAAUCAAAACACUAAAUCUGCGCCUGAUGAAAUGCUGUGUUCCUUACACAUCAAGAGCAGUGAUAAGUAUCAAGAUUUUGGUAGAGUCAUUUGCUUCAAAGAUGACAAGUUGGCAAAAUGCAAGGAAAUAUUAAUGCUACGAAAACAAAAAAACUUGAAAUAUGCUGACAUAUCCCUGCCAACUGUAGUAGACAGUAUCCAUGGUUAUCACCACGAGUGCUAUAGGAAAUUUACAGCAUUACCAAAGGCUCACAGAUCUGCAACCAAACCUUCGUGUCACAUGAGCCAAGAAAAUCCUUCAUGUCACAUGAGCCAAGAAAAACAAUCACUAAGCUUGAACGAAUCGGCAGCAACAUCGAAAGAGGGCACAUGUGAUUUCCAGCCGAUGUGCUCGUUUUGUGGAUCGGCUAGAAAAAAAAUUAAAAACGUGGAGCAAAAAUUAGUUUCAGCUGAGACAGCCCAGUUUGCUGCAAACAUUCAAGAAUAUGCUGAAAUGAAAGGGGAUGAAAAAUUGUUAACACAGAUAAGAGACCAGGAUUUUGUUGCAAAAGGAUUGAGGUACCACGCCAACUGUCGCUCACUGUACCAGAGUCAAGCAAGGGCAAUGUCCAAAAAUGGAAAUCAACCAAGGACAGGGUACAUAAGCAGAGAGAAAGAAGUUCAUAGAGAGGCUUUUGACUCAUUGAUAUCUUACAUUGAACAGAAUGUAAUUGAGAAGCGCGAGGUGCAUUUGUUAACUGACCUGAACACCUAUUAUACAGCCACUGUUCAUGAAAUAGGUGGUGAGGACUUUCAACAUGCAACCCCAACAGCACAAAAGCUGGAUGAAAAAUUAACCAAACAUUUUGGUGAGAGGAUCGUGGUUCAAAAGGGAAAGACAAAACGUGGAAGUAUUGUCCAUUCGUCUGAGAUGUCAAAAGAAGAAGCACUUGCUUUCAAAUUUGAUAAACUCAUGGAUAUUAAAAUGAAAAUCAGAGAUGCAGCAUUGGUACUUCGUGAAGCCAUCAUGAAAGCCCCACAAAAGCAAAUACCUUCAAGUCCGACCACGCAAGAUAUAAUUGGUGGGGAAGUUGAUGUCCCGGAGUUAGUCCAAGACUUCUUCAAAUACUUAGUUGGUGGUCCAGACUCAAGAAUAUGGAAACAACCAGGAAAACAGCGGCGAAUCAGGGCUAUUAGUCAGGAUGCAGUAUUUUCUGCAACAUCUGGUAAGAAAAAACCAGGAAAGCAUCUGAUUACAGCUCUGGCUAUGAAGAGCAUGACUGGGUGUAGAAAAGUAAUAGAAGUGCUGAACAGAAUGGGUCAUUGUGCCAGUUACCAUACGGCUGAAGAAAUAGAAACUGAACUAACAUUUUCGGUCAAAAAUAAUGACAACGAAAUGCCGUUUGGUAUGCACUCAGGAAAUGAAUAUGGAACUGGAGUAGCCUGGGACAACUUUGAUCGAUUUGUUGAAACUAUGAGCGGCAAGGACACACUUCAUGAUACAGUUGCCAUAGCGUACCAGCUCGUUGAAGCUAAAGCCUCAGCCCAAAAGCCAGAGUCAGAUAGAAUUCACCAUGAGAAUAUUACUGAAACAAAAACAAAAGCAUCCCUGCCAACAAUUGGAGUCGGCCUAAGCAAGAAAAGGCGGCGUUCCUAUGAAACUGAAAGCUCUGAAAUUCAGCCUUAUCAUAAAAAACCACGCCUAGAAAACGCCGGGUUACUGGCUGCCGAUGAUAUCAGACUUCUGACAAGUGAGGAAAAUGUUGACUUAGGGUCAUGGAAGAAAGAUGUUCUCUGGAUGUUGGAUGUGGCAAAAUCCAAAUACACCAAUGUGGGCAGGAUGGAAUGCAGAGAGAGUUUAUGACUGUAGAAAACAGAUGAAAGUUUGGUAUUUGCCACAAAUAAACCAAUCACCCACAUCAAAUGCUGUCGUUGUUGAAACAAUGAAAAGGUCACAGAAAUUAGCAGAGGAGUCCAACAAGUCUUGCAUGGUUGUCACCUACGACCUAGCCAUAGCAAAAAUAGCUUUGCAAAUACAAGCCCAGGAAAAGCCGGUAUUUGACAAUCUCUUCAUUUCACUUGGGUCAUUCCAUGUGGAGAAAGCAUAUUUUUGUGUCAUUGGGAAGCUGAUCGCUGAAUCUGGUGCCCCGCACAUAUUGAAUGAGUGCGGUGCACUAGCAGUGGGCUCUAUAAACGGAUUUAUCAAAGGAAAGCAUUACAACCGCUGCAAGAGAAUACACGAACUGCUAGCGGUUUCUCUGGAAAUACUCUUUUUUGAAUGGUUUCAAAAAAGCCAAAACAACCCUGACAUAGUACCAGUGCUUCAGAAUGAGCUAAAAUGCAUCAGUGAUUCUCCAGAUAUCAACAAAUACCAACAUUCAAAGGAAGGAAACGACAUAUUGGAAAGAUACAGAGACUUCUAUGAAAAAACACUGGCCGGGGACAAUGGAAAAACUGCACAGUUUUGGUGUAGCUACAUCAGCCUGAUGCACCUGUACCACAGAUACAGCCGCAGUGUCAGAACCGGAGACUUGGAGGGGUACACAAACACAUUGCUGCAAAUGGCAAACUAUUUCUUCGCCUUGAACCAUCACAACUAUGCCCGCUGGACAGUAAAGUAUCACGAUAAUCUACUGAAGCUUAAAGAAACACAUCCAGAAAUCUAUGAAGAAUUCAAAGACGGACUGUUUUCUGUUAAGAGAACCAAUAGUCCGGUUGCCAAACGGUGUUUUGGGGCCGAACCCGGUUUUGUGUGUUGCCAAAACAUGUCAGAGACCCGCCAUGAUGUAUGGAUCUCAAAAAUGGCAAACCAGAAGCUGUCAGUUGCUCCAAAACUGAAGUCUCUGCCACCAACUUCAGAGGCUUUCAUGCAACAUGUCUACAGAGCCCAUUACCAGACACUUGUGUGGAAGUCGUCACUCGUCAGUGAACCUGAAGCUCCUGAUCCACUGAAGUAUGGAUGGACCAAGAGAAAUGAUAAGCUCUUCCCGGUCAUGUUACCAGAGAAUAAAUCACCCGCAACAGAAAGUAUCCAAAUGAUCAAGGUGCUGGAGUGGCACCCGGCUGAUUCCUGUUGA